This is a messenger RNA of Musca domestica (house fly), 2655 nucleotides long. RefSeq lists its product as uncharacterized. The record is from RefSeq and is a predicted model, not a curated record. The transcript is spliced from 3 exons. Bases 239 to 2404 code for a protein of 721 amino acids. NCBI's taxonomy places the organism in Eukaryota, Metazoa, Arthropoda, Insecta, Diptera, Muscidae.
ACAGUUUGUCUUUGUACGUUGUCAAGUCGAGUUCUUUUGCUACCGCAAAAAAAAAGAAGAAGAGCAAAAGAAAGACUGCGAAUAAUCAAUUGGAAUACGGGCAUAAAAAAUCAAGUGGAAAACCAAAAGUGGCCAAAUGAAAAAAGGACUUUUGUAGAUUGUUAUAAAUAAAAAUUAUUGAAAUAAACAUUUAUUAACAAAACAAAUAGAGAGCAAGAGAAGUGCAACAACAUUAAACAUGAAAAUAUUUAUAUUAACACUAUUUUGUGGUUUAGUGGGAUAUGGCGCCUCGAAACCUUUGGAAUCCACCAAUACCAAUGAUGCCACCGAUGCUUUGAUUGAAAUUGAAAAGCAACGACUGAUAAAAUUCCCCGAAGAAUUGGAUGAUUUGCGGCGUGUGGGCGGCCAGAACGCCAGCAAAACGGAUGAGGCUAUGAGGAUUUUGGAAGAAAUCGAAAAAAUCAAUCAGGCUCUGGGCUAUGUGAAGAAGUCGGAUCAUGCCCGCACACCGGCCAUUUUGGAUUCCUCUCAAUAUCUAUUUCCCAAUACUGGCUAUCAACCGUUUCAUGCCCAAAAUCCUCAAAUAACCGGAAGUCAUGGUGAGACAUUGCUGUUGCCCUCCAUAAGAGCGGUAAAAUUCGAACACAAGGCAAGUGAAUACAAUAAGCCGCCGGUAAGGAAAACAACUCCCAAGUCCAAAGUCGAGAUUACAAAAGCCAAUUUAACGAGGGUCGUAGAAAAUGCCACCGCCAAACCAACAACUAAACCCUUGACCAAACCGAAUAAAUUGUAUUUCCAUCCGCAUCGCGUGGAGGUGCCCACACCCCAGACGCCCGAUGAAAAGAAGCAGCUGCCCACCCAUUUCGUGAUUCCCGUACGUCUGUACAAAAACAACAAACAACAAUAUGUAGAGAAACACAAUCCGCAGGAAUAUAAAAUCAAGGGUUACAAAAUCGUCGGUGACAUUGAUCAUUUCUAUGGAAAAACGAAGGUGCCCUCCGCACAGACCCAAAAAGUAAAAUCCUCUCCAAAAUAUCAUUUGUUGUUUUUGCCUCAAGAAAUUAUGGCCAAGAAUACGGCCAAUAGCAUUGAAGCCAUGGAUGCUGCAUCGAAUUCCAAUGAAACUACAUCGAGGGAGGAAAAAUUGGCAAAUCGUCCAUUUAAAUUGCAGACCAAUACCCAGGCCACGAGUAGUGGCAACUUUGUGAACUCCUCCAGUUCGGCGACGAUUAUAAGAAAGCGUAUUAAGCCAAUUAAGGGUGAGGGUCAGACAGUGUUGUCGGUGACAUCGGCAUCAGUAAUUAAAGUUACCCCGGCACCAGGAACAGUACAACAUGGCCAACAACAACAGCAGCAUCAGCAACAAUCACAGCACCAACAACAACCACAACAACAAUUGCAACAGACACAAAUUGCCCAACCACCAAAACAGCAGCAGCAACAACAACAAUACCAGAAACCCCGUCCCAAUAAUCAACCUCUCCCCGUGGGAACCCCCGCCUAUUUGGCUAACCAACAGCCCACAGCUCCCACCGGCAGUGCUGACAAUGGCCAAGGGGUAUCGAAUAAUGGCAACACACACAACCAAAAUUCCAUGAAAAAUAGACCCGCCUUUGUCAAUCCCCUCCUGGGACUGCAAUCCAAUAUCCAAAACAACAUCAACAACAUUAACAACGCCACCUCGAAUGCCAUUAAGACCGCCUUCCAGAACAUAUUCCGCUUCCCACUCAGACCAGAUGCCAAUAAGCCACAACAAGCGGCCACCGAUUUUCCAUUGCUGCAGAGCACUGCCUUACAGCUGCCAGUGCCCAGUCAACAGGAUCAGCAGCAACAACAAUUUUACUACACAUUAGUGCCUGCCCCCGCCGUCAAUGGUAGGCCGCCCGUUUUCAUUGCCCAACCCACGUAUCAAAGUGAUCAUCUGGACUCCGAUUACAAAUGGGAUGAUGAAAAUGUCAGCACAGAUUCGGAUAACUCAGAAGACAAGGAUUCAGCCACCUCCUCAGAAGAACCAGUGGAGGAGAAAUUCCUAGGACACACACCCAUCAAACACAUGCAAGAGACCCAAAAGGAGGCUCUCAAGCAGGGUGGCAUCAUCAUACAAAAAUUGAAGGUACGUAAAGGUGGUAUUGCCAUUGCUGGCCCGGGGGGUGUUGCCACUGCCGGUAGCGGAGGCACAGCCAUUGUGGGUCCCGGUGGCUAUGCCCUCACCCAUCCACGUAGCCUGACCAUUGCUGGACCUGGAACAAAAGUUAUUGCCAUACCAGCCAAUGUCGAUUUGAAAGAUGCCCUCAAACGUACAAACAUCAAGACGAAAAUGAUACCGCGUGAAGGACGUAUUGUGGCCACUGGGCCCACGGUCUACUAUGCUCCCGGUACCAUAGAUGGUGUGGAAAUCGAUUAGACAUAGCCAUUGAAAUUGUUGAAGAACUUAGCUGAAAUUCUUUUUUUAAUUUAAAUGCAUCUAUGCUAUAAAUGUACUGUUAGCUGUAGGUUUAUCUGUUUACACAUAUAGUAUUAUUUAAGUUAUUUUAAUUUAAACAAAUUAUUAUUAUUAUUUAUACAUUACAUAAUUACCAUGAGAAUGAAGAAAAAAUUUCAUUUCGUUUUGGAAAUCGAAAAAUUGAGGGUGUGUUUGAAUGUUGUAAGUGCCGA